This is a messenger RNA of Vigna angularis (adzuki bean), 2262 nucleotides long. RefSeq names its product rust resistance kinase Lr10. The coding region runs from base 26 to 1933 and encodes 635 amino acids. NCBI's taxonomy places the organism in Eukaryota, Viridiplantae, Streptophyta, Magnoliopsida, Fabales, Fabaceae. The transcript has 2 exons. Gene Ontology annotation, molecular function: polysaccharide binding; ATP binding; protein kinase activity. Gene Ontology annotation, biological process: protein phosphorylation. The record is from RefSeq and is a predicted model, not a curated record.
GAAAUCAGUAGUUUUUAUCUUUUCUAUGUGGUUUCUGCAACUGAUUAUGAAGAGGCACUCGGCUUGGUUUGUUAAAAGUAACAGGGAAGAAUUAAACAUGAUGGCAAGUGUGUUGCUCCUCCAACGUCAUUCUGUAUUCAUGAAGUUAUUGCUAAUACUUAUUCUUAUCAGAAGUGGCAGCGCUCAUAACGAGUGCGAUCGUGAAAAAUUGUCUUGUGGGCGGGGCCAACCCCUUAUCAGAUUUCCCUUCCAACUCGUGAAGGAGUUGGAGGAGCCAUGCAGUUAUCCCCGUCUUUGUCUUUCUUGUACUGAAAAACAUCAGACCAUGCUUCUGCUUCCUACGGUCAAACUCCAAGUCAAUUACAUAUUCUAUGAAUAUCAGAAAAUUUCCUUAACUGACCCGGAAAACUGCUUUUCCAACAAGUUUAUGCAAAUCAUCAAUUUUGUUCAGAGUUACCAAUUUGAAUCACUAUAUUAUGAACCAUACAGUAACUUGAGCUUCUUCAACUGUACUUCAGCUGGGCAUCGACAACUCCGCUACCGGGAAUCAUAUUUCCAAGAUUUGGUCUCCUGUCCGAUUUUCAUUUCUGAUUCUUUUGAAAGUGUCCUCGAAUUAGAUCUAACAUCCUGUACCAAGAUGUUCGACAUCCCUUCGCCAAUCCCUUCCACCUACAGGUAUCCCUUGGAUUUGAAAUGGUUCAAACCAAAUUGUUCCGAGUGCGAAGCUAAAGGCAAGAGAUGUAAAUGGAAGACCAACAACGACACAGAAGGAGACAUCGAAUGUUUUGAAUGCACACGAAAAAGAAUUCACGUUCCUAAAUAUCUUAUUUUUGCUACUACAGGUUCGAUCUUUUUGGGGCUGGUGGUCACUGCUGUCUUUAAGAGCAUUGUCUAUUUUAGGGAAAAACAAGAAGAUCAAGCAAGAGUGGACAAGUUUUUAGAUGACUACAGGGCAGAAAAGCCUGCAAGAUUCACCUACGCUGACCUUAAAAGAAUCACCAAUGGCUUUAAGGAAAUGUUAGGAGAAGGAGCUCAUGGGGCUGUGUUCAGAGGUAAACUUUCCAGUGAGAUACCCGUGGCUGUGAAGAUCCUCAACAAUACAGAGGGAGAAGGGAAUGAGUUCAUCAAUGAAGUGGGAAUUAUGGGCAAAAUCCAUCACAUCAACGUGGUGCGCUUGCUUGGCUUCUGUGCAGAAGGACUCCAUCGUGCUCUUGUCUACAAUUUCUUUCCAAACGGUUCCUUACAAAGCUUCAUUUUUCCUCCCGAAGACAAGGACCAUUUCCUUGGCUGGGAGAAGCUUCAACACAUUGCUCUUGGUAUAGCUAAAGGGAUUGAGUAUCUUCAUCAAGGUUGCAAUCAUCCCAUUAUUCACUUUGACAUCAAUCCUCACAACGUGUUACUUGAUGACAACUUCACUCCAAAAAUAUCUGAUUUUGGCUUGGCCAAAUUGUGUUCCAAGAAUCCCAGUUUGGUGUCCAUGACAGCUGCUAGGGGAACCUUGGGAUACAUUGCACCUGAAGUCUUCUCUAGAAACUUUGGAAACGUGUCUUACAAGUCUGAUAUUUACAGUUAUGGAAUGUUGUUGUUAGAAAUGGUUGGUGGGAGGAAGAAUGUGGACAUGUCUUCUCCAGAAGAUUUCCAUGUUCUGUACCCUGAUUGGAUCCAUAACCUGGUUGAUGGAGAUGUGCAUAUCCAUGUUGAGGAUGAAGAUGAUUUUAAGAUUGCAAAGAAACUAGCAAUUAUUGGGCUUUGGUGCAUUCAGUGGCAGCCAGGGAACCGUCCAUCCAUAAAAUCUGUGAUACACAUGCUAGAAACUCAAGAGGAAAACCAGAUUGCCAUGCCUCCUAAUCCAUUUCACUCCGCAACUUCCACUACAGGUAAGGGACCCAUUUCGACAAGACGACCUUUGCAUUUGGAAGUGAUUGAAGAAUGAUUUCCACAGGAAAAUAUAAUCUUUCAAUUUGUACAAAAUUUAUAUCAGAUGAAAGUUUAUGAGACAUUGAAGCAAACAAGUUAUAUAACAAAAUCAGUAAAAUUGAACUCCAGAGCUCGUUUGUAACUUUACUAGGGGUUGCCAUGAUCUUUCCAUUAGUGUUGGUACUUUUAGAGAUUCAACUAGUGACUUUGUUGGUGCUUUUAAUAUUUUUAAUGUUGUUGACGCUCUCACAACAAUGAUCCGUUUUAACUUUCCCGUUUGAAUGAUGUAAUUCAUUAUGGUUGGAAUGCUACUCACCCUAUUGUGGUUCAAGCUUUUCAUUCCAA